Molecule: messenger RNA, 786 nt
Organism: Thlaspi arvense
Lineage: Eukaryota; Viridiplantae; Streptophyta; Magnoliopsida; Brassicales; Brassicaceae
Source: the annotation of a GenBank genome assembly
AUGAAGAAAUGGUUCGUGAUCGCAGCCACAGUGGCGAUAAUCGCCGUAAUCGUGAGACAAGGCGCCGGAUCGAACAAAGAAGCGGCGUUAGAAGCUUUGAAAGAUUGGUCUAAUCGGCUCGGGAUUUGGGCGAUCCCGACGUACGUAGCGGUUCACACCGUAACCCUAGCUUUAUGCCUCCCUCACGCCGUCUUCUUCGAAGCUGGUGCUUCUAUGCUCUUCGGUUUCCUCCCUGCGCUUAUUUGUGUCUUCUCCGCUAAAGUUCUCGCCGCUUCAUUCUCCUUCUGGAUCGGCAGGUUUGUUUUCAAGAGUUCAAGCUCAGCAACAGCAUGGGCACAUAGAAACAAAUACUUCAACAUUCUCUCAAGAGGAGUCGAGCGAGAUGGUUGGAAGUUUGUUCUUCUCGCAAGGUUCUCGCCUAUCCCUUCCUAUGUUAUAAACUACGCGUUGGCAGCCACGCAAGUCCGGUUUCUAUCUGAUUUCCUCUUCCCCACGGUUAUCGGCUGCCUCCCGAUGAUCUUGCAGAACGCAUCAGUCGGUAGCCUCGCUGGUUUGGCCGUGGCUUCAGUAGCCGCCGGAAAACCAAAAACUCAGGUCUGGGGUUAUGUCUUCCCGGUACUUGGUGUACUGUCAAGUGUUAUGAUUACAAUGAGGGUCAAAAAGUACUCAGCUGGAAUUACAGAGGUGUCAUCAGAAACCUCUCCUUCUGCUAACAGCUCUAGUUUAGCUUCGUCUGAAGCCGCGAAUCCCGCUUAUGGAACCGAUGGAUCCAAGAAAAGUGAGUGA